Messenger RNA from Caenorhabditis elegans, 2328 nucleotides. RefSeq names its product IntraMembrane Protease (IMPAS) family (gene imp-1). Gene Ontology annotation, molecular function: aspartic endopeptidase activity, intramembrane cleaving. NCBI's taxonomy places the organism in Eukaryota, Metazoa, Nematoda, Chromadorea, Rhabditida, Rhabditidae. Gene Ontology annotation, cellular component: membrane; endomembrane system. Bases 21 to 2009 code for a protein of 662 amino acids. The transcript has 12 exons. The record is from RefSeq and is marked reviewed.
UUUUCAGACCAACGAUCUCAAUGACAAUACCUAUCCCUAUUAGCAUAUUAAUUUUAUUACUAGUUUUCAUCCCAACUACCACUACUAUUGAUUUAACCUCAAUAUCUUCGCCCCGUGGACCAUUCCGUACUAGUUAUGUAUUUAUGACACUUUACAAUAAACGGACUGGAGAACGAUCGAAGUCAUGUGUGAAUUAUCAACAAUAUCUACGAACAGACACAUCAUCGAACAUUGUUGCGUAUGAUUUCGAAUCAGCUCAUCCAUUCAAUUUAAAGUUUUGGGAAGCAAUGUACAAUAGAACGAAUAUAUGUCCAUUACCAUCAGACAAAGCUGAUAAGAUAUAUUAUUAUAAUCAAGUUAUUCCUCUAGAUUAUCGGAUUAAAGAUGACGGAACUCCAUGCUCAAAAAGGUUCAGCAAAAGCCAAACCGCUUUCCGGAACGCGAGCCAGUUCACUGUUGACGUUCUUAAAGAUCAUCGUGCGGGUGCCUCACUUCUUGUUUUGGAUAAAGGAGCAAAAUUUGUUCAAGGAUGGAAAGAUUAUUUAUUCUCUGAUUUCUACGAUCCUUACAUCAACAGCGAAACCGCGAUUCCAACUUUUUAUAUCUAUAGAUCAGUUUUGGAAGAAAAAAUUAUGAAAUUUGCUCCCCACAAUGAUAUUUCUGAUGAUCAAGUUGAAAUUCGGUUCCAUCGUCCAUCGGGUGGUCCAUUUGAUGCAUCAUUUGCAAUUAUUUGGAUGAUAUCAAUGACGUGUGUGGCUGGUGGAGGAAUCUGGGCUUUCAACAGACAUCGCGCUGGAAAGGAUGUCACAUUAGCAUCACAAUCAGUUGAUGAUGACACAUCUUCACCAUCAAACGAUUCAGAGACCAAGGGAUUCCUGGAUAGAUUUGGUGGAAUCAUAACUAUUUGUCUUAUGAUGACCACAUUAUGUGGUGUUCUCCUCCUUGGUUACUUCUUCCGACCUGUAUUAGUAAUUUUCUUCAACAUCUUUCUCGUAAUCUUCGGCACAUGCAGUCUCUACGGAUGUAUACGUGGAUUUCUGUCCAAUUUUAAGUUUGUUGGACACAGAUGGUACAAUGCCAAAAUGGAAUGGUUUCCGACUUGUGGAGGACGUAUCCAUCAAUACAAAUACUCGGAAGCCUUCAUUGGUAUCAUUUGUCUAUCAUUCUGUGUUACUUGGUUCAUAAUUCGCCGUCAACCAUAUGCAUUCAUUCUUCUCGAUGUAAUUAAUAUGGCUCUUUGUAUGCAUGUACUUAAAUGUCUUCGACUACCAAGUUUAAAAUGGAUUUCAAUUCUGAUGCUCUGUAUGUUCGUGUAUGACGCUUUUAUGGUCUUUGGUACACCAUAUAUGACAACGAAUGGAUGCUCAGUGAUGCUUGAGGUGGCAACUGGACUGAGCUGUGCUGCGAAAGGAAAAAACAAAGGAUAUCCUGUUCCACCAAUUGAGCAAGAAUCUGUUCCUGAGAAGUUCCCAAUGCUCAUGCAAGUUGCACAUUUUAAUCCGAUGAACGAGUGUUUAGACAUGGAAAUAGAAUUAGGUUUCCAAUUCACUAUUCUGGGACUUGGCGAUAUCGUUAUGCCAGGCUACCUCGUUGCUCACUGCUUCACAAUGAAUGGAUUCUCUGAACGAGUUCGCCUGAUCUACGGAUUCAUUUCUGUUGUCGGAUACGGUAUCGGACUCAUUGUGACCUUCUUAGCUCUCGCAUUGAUGAAAACUGCCCAACCUGCUUUGAUCUAUCUUGUCCCAUCGACACUGUUCCCGAUCAUCAUGCUCGCACUUUGUCGUGGAGAAUUCCUCAAAAUUUGGAAUGGAGUUCCAGUGGAAUGUUCACCAUUGGUGAGCGACAGAAAUGACUUGCAAGGAAAAAAAUGGAGUGCUUCUGAACACGGCAUUACUAAAUUGAUCAAUUCUUCUUCUUCUCCUGAUGAUACAAUGGAAGACAUCGAAUCAAACGCUGUAAUCGAUCAAUCCAACUCUUCUAGUCAACAAAAUCCUCCUGUAAACGUGUAAAUCAACUGAAAUCUCUUCCCCAAUGUCUUUUCGAGAAGAAUUGAAAUUUGCCUUUUCAAAAGUUCAAUCAAACUCUAACCGUUUUUAAAUAUUCAAAUUAACGAGCCACAUUCAUAUUCUUGUAAAAUCGAUGGUUGUUCUGUGUAAAUUUUCACGUAGGUAUGUAUCUUUCUUAUUCAAGUUUUCCAUAAUUGUUUCUUCCUAGUACGAGUACCCCACUUUUGUCCAUUCUUAUUUCAAUUUUACACACAUAAUUAUUUCUAUUCAAAAUAGAAUUUUUCCGAUCGUUCCUCUCGAAAUGAAAAUUUAUGAUCGAAUC